Pocillopora verrucosa is the source of this 1613-nucleotide messenger RNA. Its product is annotated as coiled-coil domain-containing protein 160 homolog. The record is from RefSeq and is a predicted model, not a curated record. Lineage: Eukaryota; Metazoa; Cnidaria; Anthozoa; Scleractinia; Pocilloporidae.
AGUUAUCGUAUUCAACAUGGCGGAUCACUGGGUGGCAGAAGUUUUUCCUCCAAAAUUCCAGUUUGGAAGCGUAGAUGAAUUGCUGAAAAGCCCAGAAGAAGGCGAGAAAAGUUCAGAAAAGCUUGAAUAUCUCGAUGACGUUUAUAGGAGAGUUUAUUUCGAGGAGCAAAGGGCGAAAACAUCUACUGAUGAAGACGUCCAAGUUCUUGUGGAGCGACUGGAAAAGAGUCGACAAAUCGUUUCAAAACAGAAGAAACGACAGAGCAAACCGAAGCGUAAGGACCAAGAUGAGUGUAUCUGGAAUGAAAAUGAGCUGCAAACUUUGCGUAGAUUUCUACAGAAAGCUAAAAUGCAAAAUCUCAAGCUCGCCGCCAUGUUAGAAUCGGCACAAGAGGAGAUUCAUUCUUGGAAGGGAAAGUUUAAAGACGUCGCUGAAUCAGAGAGAGCUGUCAAAUGCAACUUAGGAGUAUUGAAAAAGAAAUAUGAGAGGUUAAAAGUUAACUACAGAGCACUCAAAGAAGAUUUGAGAAGAUAUCACGCUAACUUGAAAAUUUCUCGGGAGGAACGUAAGCAAUUAGAAAUUGAAAGAGAUGAAACAGAGAAUUUGCUCAAACAAACGCAAGCAGAAUUGAAUCAAGAGAAGCUCAACAAGAUACAUCUCCAAUUUAAGCUUGAUAAAAUGGAAAAAGAAAAAGAGGAAAAUUUUAAAAGUUAUGAGGAUUUUAUAACACAACAGCAUUUGCUUGAAAUUAAAAAGUUACAGAAAGAAAUCAACAGGUUGAGAAGUGAGUUUGAAAAGGAAAAACAUGAUAAUGAUUUGAACAAGAGAGCUCUGGAGCACCUCAGGAGCCAUUUUGCCAAUUUGAUGGUUAAUCAGGAGAUUAAGAAUGGUAAUAAUAUGGUGGAAAAUAUUCUGAGUGUAAUUGACAUUGAUUACCUACCUGAAUGACCAAAUUUUUUAAUUACUUUGAUCAUAGAUGGGACCUCUUAAAGUAGGAUCAGUAGGGUAUCCUGACCCACCUUGUCUAUAUCUGACAUCUUACAACAUGGAACUCUGCAGACCUGGUUUUAUCAUCAUAGAAUUUGUUUAAUUUUUUACUAUUCUCUGUUAAAACUCUCCUCCUUGAAUAGAGUGUAGAGCUCUCAGGAGGUGUAAUACUCUGGCAAAUUGCAAAGGAGAAAGUGUGAGGACCUUUCUGAGUUUGGAACAUUUUUUUCAACCAGUUAAUUUGGAUACUUAUGUAAUGAUGUUGCUCGUAUUGGCUCCAUGCUUUUGUCCAUGAUUUUUCUCCUUAUUAAACCCGUCACAUAUAUAUUACAUAACUUAAGCAUCAAACCUCUUGGACAAAGGAAUAUAUAUAUUUUUUGGUAUUUACAGUUUGCCAUGGUUUUGUCGAUUAGUAUUACCUGGUUGGAUGUUGUCAGGAUAAUUGACUUGAAUUGAUUGGACAAUUUCAGCCAAACCAUUCCCAGGUCAAAGCAUAAAAACAAAGGGGUUUGGGACUCUUAUUUAUUGACAGGCUUCUGGGAAUAUGCAUUUGCACCUGGAUUGAUUAUAACUUGUUUUCAUUUUCAUUGACUUCCUAAAAAUAGUUAUAAAUUUUCAUCCCAAC